Molecule: messenger RNA, 1489 nt
Organism: Corythoichthys intestinalis (scribbled pipefish)
Lineage: Eukaryota; Metazoa; Chordata; Actinopteri; Syngnathiformes; Syngnathidae
Gene: vamp4
Product: vesicle-associated membrane protein 4
Exons: 9
Coding region: 280-747 (155 amino acids)
Biological process (GO): SNARE complex assembly; vesicle-mediated transport; Golgi ribbon formation
Cellular component (GO): membrane; SNARE complex; trans-Golgi network
Source: RefSeq, a predicted model, not a curated record
UCCUGGCAUUUCCUGGUCAGCUGAUCCGUGUCAAGCUAUCGCAAAACAGUAGCAGGAGUAGUGACGGAAGCUUGAUUAACAACCACAAUGUUCUCUUUUAUGGACAUUAUUUGGUAAAACCUCGCACCAACCUGGAACUCUAAAGAGUGAGUCUUCCUCCCACGUUGAGUUGGUUCUCUUCUGCAUUUACUGGAAACUUCCUUGCAUUGAAAGCUUUCCAGCCGCAGUGCCAGAAUCAGACGCGGGGAAAGCAACUGUUUCAAAACUGAACUGGACUCAAUGAGGGAGCCCGACCGGGAGGAGCAGCAGCAGCUUGACGACAAUAUGCCCCCCAAAUUUAAGAGACAUCUGAACGACGAUGAGGUCACGGGAUCGGUUCGCAGCGAGAGGAGGAACCUGCUGGAAGAAGACUCUGAUGAAGAGGAAGAUUUUUUUCUGCGCGGCCCGACAGGACCCCGAAUGGGAGGACAGAAUGAAAAGCUAAAACAGGUGCAGUCGCAGGUGGACGAGGUGAUCGACGUGAUGCAGGAGAACAUCUCUAAGGUGAUCGAGAGAGGCGAGCGUCUCGACGACCUGCAGGACAAGUCGGAGAGUCUGUCGGACAACGCAUCGGCCUUCAGCAGCCGAUCCAAACAGCUGCACAGGAGGAUGAUGUGGCGGAACAUGAAGAUGAAGAUGAUCAUCGCUCUGGUCGUGGUGGGUCUGCUGCUGAUUAUUAUCGUUCCAGUGAUUCUGCGGUAUCGCUAAUAUCCAUGAAUGAGGACGACGGACCACCUUCAUCCUCGUAUUUUGCGAAAUCUCUUCAAUUGGUCCUACUAUCCAGUUAGGGGGGUGGACGCCGGACGACACCGCCCUUCCCUCCUCAUCACUAAGGUUGGCCGCCUUCAUCCCUGCUCUGGAAUUUUAGGAAGCGUAGACUCGUUUUCAUUGGACGCAUCCCUCUUCACACCGGUAGUAGUUUGAUAUGUGACAUUAUCGUGUAACCUGCCAAUCUAUUUAAUCAAGGGAACAACAAGGGACUUUUUCAUACUCUUCAGUAUUUCCUAAACUCAUUUCCUGCCCGUAACGGCGUUAGACGUUAAAUCUGUUUUAACUGGUUUCGCUGCUUGCCCCUCCCAGUUAAAAUGGAUUGGAUGUCGGUCGGCGUCAAUGGCAGCCAAUGACUUAAAAGGCACUGUAGUUUUUACAGUCUGUCAAAACCAAAACUACAAGGUGAUGAAUGUCUCUGAACCAGGAAUGGUCGACACCUACCAACCCACUCAGCCGAUUGUUUUUGGUUCUGUUGAAUUUUGUGACGCUUGGGUCGUAAGAAUUCCAGAUAUCAUUCUUGAAGAUGUGAAGCAGUCUGGAUUGAACAACCCUUGCUAUUUUAUUGUUCUUUAAUUUAUUCCAAGCUGUACAUAUCGAUUGUGUAACGCCACACUUGGUCGUAACCAUUCCAAUCCUUCUCUCAUCCUCUCUGUCUGAAAUAAAGUGCUUUUAAAAGUCA